This is a messenger RNA of Paraglomus occultum, 219 nucleotides long. NCBI's taxonomy places the organism in Eukaryota, Fungi, Glomeromycota, Glomeromycetes, Paraglomerales, Paraglomeraceae. The record is from the annotation of a GenBank genome assembly.
AUGCUCAUACACGAAUCACCGCCAAUAAGCGUUACAAUUGUCAUUCGAUUACCCGUUCUGUCAACGUGCAUAGAGAUACCAUAUUCAAUUCCGCAGGGUGCUGACUCAGCAGAGGGUAGCCACGUUAUGCGGAAAAUGGCGGGAAAUAUGCAACAGCGGAAGGAACACUACUUAUUGGUGAACGGUCUUACGGGUUCUGAAAAUGGCAACGAUCUGUAG